Molecule: messenger RNA, 875 nt
Organism: Fomitopsis serialis
Lineage: Eukaryota; Fungi; Basidiomycota; Agaricomycetes; Polyporales; Fomitopsidaceae
Exons: 1
Coding region: 124-651 (175 amino acids)
Source: RefSeq, a predicted model, not a curated record
CGGCUCGUCGUCCAGCCCCGCCAUCCGUGGCUUGUCGCACCGCCAUCCUCUUCGGCCCACGUCUAACCUCCUUCAUGACGUCCCGAGUUGAGAAGGAGCUAGCGCGACCGGGCUGGCCUUAGGAUGCUCGAGCUUCCCACGAGAAGCUGGAAACGAAGGAGGGAGGAUACGAGGCCGGUGGACAAGGAGAGGAAAAGGUCAUGCUCGAUCAGUGUUCGUACAUUGAUCGUUAUCGUCGCCUUGGCCGGGACGCUGACUGCAUGCUCGCAGCUGUUCGACUUGCCUGGCAAAUUGGCUGGGGCUGAGGUGUCAUCAUCUUUGGUCCAUCGACAUGUGCCGUGUCGCAUGUCGGUCUGGACGGCUGCGCCACGGCCCACACGUCAGUCACAGAAGGUUCCUGCUCUGAUCAGCUCUUUCCGCCUGGUUUGCGUUGGUACUUCUGUCAUCGCCGAGAUUCGCUGCUUGUACACCGGCUUCUACUACAUCAGCCGUCUCGCGCUCUCGAUCAAUGGCAUGCUAUGCACACCGUCUUGUCUCGCGACGCGCGAGGCCAUCAUUGCUCGUGUCGGGGCUUCUGGAGCUGCCUUGAGCGAUUUGGGCGUGCACAGUAUUGCGCAGCGUCCGCCCAUGAGUCACGCUACUCCAGUAUAGGUGGUGUCGUUAUUCGCAUGAUGCAUAUGGGGCAGCCUACCUACUGGUAUGGCACAUGGCAGUGCACGCGCCCCAAGGCUGUCGUUGUUGGCAGGCCAAGACCUGUCUUUGAUUGAUGGAGACCGUGACUUUGGUAUGUAUGUCGUGGCAGUGUCUGUCUGUCCCAUUUACGCGAGUGCUGUAUGCGCGACUCUAUAUAAGUAGAGGCAGCUCGCUACAACUUA